Molecule: messenger RNA, 830 nt
Organism: Brassica oleracea var. oleracea
Lineage: Eukaryota; Viridiplantae; Streptophyta; Magnoliopsida; Brassicales; Brassicaceae
Product: oleosin-B1
Exons: 2
Coding region: 90-575 (161 amino acids)
Biological process (GO): lipid storage; sexual reproduction
Cellular component (GO): extracellular region; monolayer-surrounded lipid storage body; membrane
Source: RefSeq, a predicted model, not a curated record
AUAUGAAUCCAUCUCUUCUUCAUAAAUUCCCACGACCAUCGGACCAAAGAAUUAUACCCCUCUCUUCUAGCCAUUCAAACUAGUAAACAAUGGGGAUACUCAGGAAGAAAAAACACGAGCGAAAGCCGUCGUUUAAGAGUGUUUUAACCUCAAUAUUAGCUACACAAGCCGCAACAUUCCUAUUGUUGAUCUCCGGUGUAUCCCUCGCCGGCACAGCCGCCGCAUUUAUCGCUACCAUGCCACUAUUCGUAGUAUUCAGUCCGAUUCUCGUACCAGCUGGUAUUACCACUGGUUUACUGACUACGGGUUUAGCAGCCGCCGGUGGCGCCGGUGCGACUGCUGUCACCAUCAUCCUGUGGCUCUACAAGCAAGCAACGGGCAAGGAGCCGCCAGCAGUCCUGUCAAAAGUCUUGAAAAAGAUAAUACCAGGUGCUGCAGCCGCACCAGCAGCCGCGCCAGCAGCCGCACCAGCAGCAGCUCCAGCAGCCGCACCAGCUGCCGCGCCAGCAGCCGCACCAGCACCUAAGCCCGCAGCCGCACCAGCACCUAAGCCAGCAGCCCCACCGGCACUAUGAAAAGAAGUGGUGGGCAUGAGUAAAGGCUGAUAUGGAAAAUUUGAUACAUGGAAACAAAAGAGUAAUCCAACUUUUUAAAAAUAAAUAACAACUUCACGUGGGGAUAGAAAAAAAAUUCAUAUAUUAUUCUACUAAUGGAUGUCGUGGUACAAAGUAGUAACAAAUGUAAGCAUAUUUAUUGUAUAGCAUUUUAAGAACGAAGCUGUGUAUCGUUGAUAUUAGUACCUUAUUCAAGUUAUUCAAGUUCCUCUUUCA